Molecule: messenger RNA, 2073 nt
Organism: Vicugna pacos (alpaca)
Lineage: Eukaryota; Metazoa; Chordata; Mammalia; Artiodactyla; Camelidae
Source: RefSeq, a predicted model, not a curated record
GCUGAGGACUGGUUUAAAUAUGCCCAGGGCUCGCCUCCUCUUCCUAUAGAGAAGGCCCCUGUUCCAGAGAUGCCCUGCUCAUCCCCAUCACGAGCCACCUCAGGAACGAGCCAUCAAGGCCAGAGGCCGCUCCCUCCAAGCCUAGCCCGCCCCCUGGUUCCUGAUUAAGCUCAGACUCCUUCCUCCUUCCCGCGUGAUGAGGGGAUGAUACAAUUUGGGAGAAGGAAGCGUGUUCCCUCUUAGAUACCCCCUUUUAGAGCGGGGUGGUCAUUCUUUGGGUUUGAGCUGAUUUGUUUUUCACGAAUGUUGCCCCUUGGAGAAAUUGCUUCCCCAGUGUAACUUCCCUCGUGCGCUGUAUGACGUCGACGUGACGCAGCAGGACGCCACCCCUUUCCGUUCCAUGACCUGUGAUUUACAAGUCAAGCUAAAAUGUCCCCAGAAGUGGCCUUGAACCGAAUUUCUCCAAUGCUCUCCCCGUUCAUAUCUAGCGUGGUCCGCAAUGGAAAAGUGGGGCUGGAUGCUACAAACUGCUUGAGGAUAACUGACUUGAAAUCUGGCUGCACGUCAUUGACUCCUGGACCCAACUGUGACCGAUUUAAAUUGCACAUACCAUAUGCUGGAGAGACAUUAAAAUGGGAUAUCAUUUUCAAUGCCCAGUACCCAGAACUGCCUCCUGAUUUUAUCUUUGGAGAAGAUGCUGAGUUCCUGCCAGACCCCUCGGCUCUGCAUAACCUUGCCUCCUGGAACCCAUCAAAUCCUGAAUGUCUCUUACUUGUGGUGAAGGAGCUUGUGCAACAAUAUCACCAGUUUCAAUGCAGCCGCCUCCGUGAGAGCUCCCGCCUCAUGUUUGAAUACCAGACAUUACUGGAAGAGCCGCAGUAUGGAGAGAACAUGGAAAUUUAUGCUGGGAAAAAAAACAACUGGACUGGUGAAUUUUCAGCUCGUUUCCUUUUGAAGUUGCCGGUCGAUUUCAGCAAUAUUCCCACAUACCUGCUCAAGGAUGUGAAUGAAGACCCAGGAGAAGAUGUGGCUCUCCUUUCUGUCAGUUUUGAAGACACUGAAGCCACUCAGGUGUAUCCUAAGCUGUACCUGUCUCCCAGAAUUGAACAUGCACUUGGAGGUUCCUCAGCUCUUCAUAUCCCAGCUUUUCCAGGAGGAGGAUGUCUCAUUGAUUAUGUUCCUCAAGUGUGCCACCUACUCACCAACAAGGUGCAGUAUGUGAUUCAAGGAUACCACAAAAGAAGAGAGUAUAUUGCUGCUUUCCUCAGUCACUUUGGCACGGGUGUCGUGGAAUAUGAUGCAGAAGGCUUUACAAAACUCACUCUGUUGCUGAUGUGGAAAGAUUUUUGUUUUCUUGUACACAUUGACCUGCCCCUGUUUUUUCCUCGAGACCAGCCGACUCUCACGUUCCAGUCCGUCUAUCACUUUACCAACAGUGGACAGCUUUAUUCCCAGGCCCAGAAAAAUUAUCCAUACAGCCCCAGAUGGGAUGGAAACGAAAUGGCCAAGAGAGCAAAACACCGCACCAAGGGAUGCCAGGGGAGCAGAGGCCUGCAGCCCACCCCUACCCCCACCCCCACGCUCUUGGCCCUGCAGUUGCAGAAGCUGGCUGCAAGCUGCUCUAGCCCCAGAGGAACUGGCCAGGCUCCAGAAGGCCUCAUUGGAGAGUCUCAGAAGGAGAGAGAACCGCUAGGGCUUAUUUCAAAACCUUUGUCCCUCAGUUUCAGGAGGCUGCGUUUGCCAAUGGAAAGCUCUAGGAAACACCAGUCUUGAGAGGUGGCCAGCCAGACUCCUCUGUCCACAUGUGUGUCAGCACAUAUGGCUGCUUCCUGGAAGCCAUUGGAAUGUCUUCAUGGCAGCGUUUCGCUCACACAGCAGCUUUGCACCCCGUCUGGAACCCAAACUUGAGCUGGCUGGCGGUCACCUGGAUCCCAGAGCGCCCCCCACCUCUGGUGGCUCCCUCUUCGUCCCCGUCAGUAUAUUUCUUAGUUGGAAGAAAUAAAGUCACAAAUCAUUAUGCAAUAUUUUUCCAGGGAAAGUAAGACACAUAAAUGCGCACACCCUUAUUCCAAA